This is a messenger RNA of Prorocentrum cordatum, 1146 nucleotides long. The record is from the annotation of a GenBank genome assembly. NCBI's taxonomy places the organism in Eukaryota, Dinophyceae, Prorocentrales, Prorocentraceae.
AUGUCUCGCCGAUUCCAGCUCGGUGUUUCCCUCUCUGAGGUCGUCCCAGUCACAGGUAGCUGCUCCAGGUACUUUAUCGACUGCACGUCCACUGACCUCAUCGUGAACAGCUCCUUCGACGUGGCUCACUACACGUCCGUGAAGGUGUGCCGGGGAAGCCCGGCCUGGGGCUCCCAGCCGGUGCAGCACUUCGCCGACGCGGCGCCCGUGUUCGACUCGCGCGGCCUGGCGGUCGGGAGCUGCCCCGAAGUCUCUGCCGAGGGGCCGCUGGCCCAGGGGUACCCUCCGGCGCGGCGCCCGGCGCUGGGCAGUCUCGGCGCGGUCUUCGGCGGUCACCCUGUCAACCUGGCCGAGUGCGGGCUCUCGGAGCGGCUGGGCGGGGCCUUCGCGCUGAUGUGUAUCGUGAGGAUCGGGAUGGACAGAACGGGCAUGUGGUCACGCAUCUUCGAUUUCAAGGUCCGAUUCCACGACGGCGACGUACGCGACCACGAUGCCAUCUCCGCCGGAAGCGUGGCGAACACGACCGACCUGGAGUUCACAGUGUACCGGGGCACUGUUCGGAAGCGCCUGGUCGUGCCCUCCUCCGAUCUUCACUUUGGGGCUGGAGGACACCGUGCUGUUCACCGUGGCGGCAAAUGGCCACAUGAAGGUCACUCGGGCGGGCGAGACCGUCGGCGAGGCGCUGGGGCAUCCUCCGCGGUUCGCGCGGCGGACCCAGCUCGAUCUGGGCGGCAGCUACCUCGACUCGACGCAGGGCUUCCUCGGGAGCAUCCGCGGCGUCAGGGUCUGGGACCGCGAGGUGCUGUGGGCCCCGCCGAGGCGGCGGGGGCAGGCCUGCGCGGACGCCCGCGGGCGCUUCGUGGACCCUGGCGCGCCCGAGCUCGGGGAGAUCACGGUCUCGCAGGAGAGGUGCCAGGCGAGCAUCGCCAUGUUGGGCUGGCCGAGCCCACCCUCGCGCACCUGGCGGGCAGCGUGCUGCGGCUCACGGCGCGCGGGGCCCCGCACGCGGGGCGCACCGGCGCCGGCGACUGCGGCCCCGCUGCCGGCAUCGGCCGCCGCCGCUCCCCCGAGGGCGCCGGCAGGCCCAGCGACGAGCAGGCUGCGGCGGCCGCGGUGAGCCCUGUGGGGGCCCGACGGCGGUGGUGA